AUGCCGCUCGUCGUUCGUUUCAUGGGUAGGGGAAACCUGACCACCCAAAACACGACCAUGACACUUCAGAACCCCCAGCUAGACAUGACGAGCAAACCACUUCUCUCCCUCCCGAAAACCUGGCGCCCCAUUUCUAUCCAACACAUACACCGCGUCCGCGACAUGGUCUCCUCUCUGACCGGGAACUCCACUCUUCCGAUACGCAAAAACACGGGGCCCAAACCGUUGGCCAGCAGCAACAGCACCAUGCCCAGUGACAACAACCCUGGUACCAUGCAACACAUCAGCGACCUUGCCAUCCCCUUCUUCACGGUCCUCCUGAUGCUGCUCUUUAUCACCGCGCUCGUGGGCCUCGCUCUCAAAGCUCCCGACUGGACCAACAUCCACAACCACACGCGCAAUGCAAUGCCCGUCCUCACGAUCCGCGACUGUCCCCGCCGUCGCAGCAGCCACCGCCCCAACAGCACGCGCAGCUCCUCCAUGGUGAGCACCAGCCGGGGAUCCACAGGCCGACACCACCGCUUCGGCCACGACGUUGACAUCGAGGCCGCCCGUGCAAUGGCGAGAGUGAGGGAACUGACACACGACGACAACGGGAGCUAUGCCAGCGAUGAUCAUGAUGCCGAUGCCGAUGUCCCAAUGGCCAGGGAUUCGUUGGUGCCGGUGCCGAAUUACGGGGGGAUGGAUCGUCCUGGUCAGGAAUUCUGGAGACAUGUCGGAUGGGAUGGCAUGGCGUACUAA
Exophiala bonariae is the source of this 741-nucleotide messenger RNA. RefSeq lists its product as uncharacterized. The coding region runs from base 1 to 741 and encodes 246 amino acids. The transcript has a single exon. The record is from RefSeq and is a predicted model, not a curated record. NCBI's taxonomy places the organism in Eukaryota, Fungi, Ascomycota, Eurotiomycetes, Chaetothyriales, Herpotrichiellaceae.